AUGGAAAAGCUGUAUGUCCCCAUAGAGCAAGUACGUUCCAUAACUGACCAGAUGUUGGCCAGUCUAGAGGAGAAACUCUCGCGAACGCUUCCAGCUCCCUCAGGCGAAAGCGACACAGUACGACGCGAGGUCCAAUUGGGGAUCCAGGCGUACCUGGACGACAUGCUCAACGGGGUAUCGUCGUCUGUUGUCAUUGACAACGUUGACAUGGACGGACGCGAGUUGCGUGAUAUAAUUGCAGAAUCGCAGAGCCGAUACUUGGAGCCCUUCGACAUCGCUUUGAACGAGCGGUUACGGGAGAAAUACAAGCAGUGGGAGGACCACUCCAUUGCCGUGUCGCGUCUGCGCCGAGACGCUCCUGCCCACAUCAACGGCAUCUACUCUGCGGGCAUGGGAGCGUACCUGGCCGACGUGGACCGCCGCCUCGAAGAGCUGGAGACCGCGCAAGAGCCCCAGCGGGAGCCCGACCCCGGGGAACCGAGCAUGCCCGACGCCCCACAGCAGCUCGCCGAGAGCAUCGUGCAGCUGAAACAGUCGCUGGACGCCCUGGCGACCGUCAGAGGCGCCCAGCACCAGCUGCAGCGGCUGGCCCGCACCGGCACUGGUAGCGCCGCCGCCGCCGCCAGUUUCCCGACAGGUGAACGCACCGCGCACCGCGCGCCGGCCGCAACGGGAAAUUGA
Messenger RNA from Huiozyma naganishii CBS 8797, 681 nucleotides. RefSeq names its product MIND complex subunit NSL1 (gene NSL1). The transcript has a single exon. Gene Ontology annotation, cellular component: kinetochore. Lineage: Eukaryota; Fungi; Ascomycota; Saccharomycetes; Saccharomycetales; Saccharomycetaceae. Gene Ontology annotation, biological process: mitotic sister chromatid segregation. Bases 1 to 681 code for a protein of 226 amino acids. The record is from RefSeq and is a predicted model, not a curated record.